AUGACGGUUGAAGAAGCCCAAAAAACGGCCUCCGAUGCCGAGGGCCUUGACUCUAAGGCUUCUCCUACAGUCUCAUCUGCAGAGUCUUUGUCUUCGUCUUCGGUAGCGUUCGAGGGACCUCGUGCUAAGCAGACCGAAUGUGCUUUCGAUACUACUGAGGACCCACGGUUUUAUAAGCCCAUUCCUGAAUAUGAAGGUGCCCAUCGCUGGGACCCGGAGUUUGAGUGGACAGAGCAAGAAGAGAAAGCCGUGAUCAGAAAGAUUGACUGGCGCGUUUGCACAUUUGCUUGUAUGACAUUUUUUGCACUCCAGCUAGACCGUGGAAACAUUGUCCAAGCCACAUCGGAUAACAUGCUGGAUGAUCUUGGCAUGACCACGAACGACUACAACACUGGCCAAACAAUAUUUUACUUAACCUUUCUCUUUGCUGAGUUGCCCUCUCAGCUUAUAUCAAAAUGGGUCGGCCCCGAUCGCUGGAUUCCUGUACAAAUGGUAAGCUGGAGCAUCAUUGCUUCGUGCCAGGCAUUUAUCAAGGACAGGAGCGGAUUCUUCGCGACCCGCGCUAUGCUCGGUUUGCUCGAGGGCGGCUUCAUUCCCGACACCAUCCUUUUCCUAUCGUUCUGGUACACGUCCAAGGAAUUGCCUAUCAGACUCAGCUACUUCUGGAUGACAUAUGAAGCGACCGCAAUUGUAAGCGCUUUCCUUGCCUUUGGCUUCCUCCACAUUCGCCAGUCAGAUGGCACCGGUGGCUGGCGAUACCUGUUUGCCCUGGAGGGUUUGAUUACUGGUUUGAUUGGUAUCGCCGCUGCAAUGUGGAUGCCAGCCUCGCCAACGCAAACUGCGGGCUGGUUCCGCGGUAAGAAUGGCUGGUUCAAUGAGCAGGAAGAGAAAAUUAUGGUUAACCGUGUGCUACGCGAUGACCCGAGCAAGGGAACCAUGCACAAUCGUCAGGCCGUUACUCCCAAACUGCUAUGGGAGGCCCUAAUGGACUACGACAUGUGGAUCAUUUACCUGCUCGGCCUGACUUGGCUGGUUCCCAGUACACCGGCUACGUCGUACAUUAGUCUGGAACUGAAGUCGCUCGGCUUCAGUACUUUCAACACCAAUAUGCUCACUAUCCCGGCCUAUGUGAUCUUCAUCCUCAAUCUGCUAUUGUGGACUUGGAUAUCUGAACGGUUUAAUCAGCGACUACUGCUUGGUGUCGGUGCUGAACUUUGGGCUUUGAUCCUGUUGAUCGCGUUGGAGACUGUUUCUGAGAAAGCUAGUCCUUGGGUGCGUUGGGCUCUGCUAGUCCUGUUAAUUGGCAUGCCUUACGUGCACGCUAUUAUUGUUGCAAUUACAUCACGUAAUGCAGGCUCUGUGAGGACGCGGACGGUUGCUACAGCUGUCUACAAUAUGGCGGUGCAGGCUAGUAACAUCAUUGGUAACAACGUCUAUCGCACCGAAGACAAGCCGUUCUACCACACUGGUAAUAAGGUCCUUAUAGGUCUUGCAGUGUGGAGUAUGACGAUAUUCAUCAUUGCCAAGAUUUACUACGUGAGACGUAACAAACAAAAUGCCGCUAUCUGGGAUAAGAUGUCCAGUGAAGAGCGGUCACGAUAUGUUGUUGAAAACAAAGAUCUUGGAAACAAGAGAAUUGACUUCCGAUUUUUGCACUAG
Molecule: messenger RNA, 1659 nt
Organism: Penicillium vulpinum
Lineage: Eukaryota; Fungi; Ascomycota; Eurotiomycetes; Eurotiales; Aspergillaceae
Product: putative transporter
Exons: 5
Coding region: 1-1659 (552 amino acids)
Biological process (GO): transmembrane transport
Cellular component (GO): membrane
Molecular function (GO): sulfate transmembrane transporter activity
Source: RefSeq, a predicted model, not a curated record